Molecule: messenger RNA, 740 nt
Organism: Topomyia yanbarensis
Lineage: Eukaryota; Metazoa; Arthropoda; Insecta; Diptera; Culicidae
Product: gastrula zinc finger protein XlCGF49.1-like
Exons: 3
Coding region: 104-724 (206 amino acids)
Biological process (GO): regulation of transcription by RNA polymerase II
Cellular component (GO): nucleus
Molecular function (GO): RNA polymerase II transcription regulatory region sequence-specific DNA binding; DNA-binding transcription factor activity, RNA polymerase II-specific
Source: RefSeq, a predicted model, not a curated record
UUCCGUGUCUUUAUCAAUAAUGUCUUUUCUGAAGUAUUCCAUGCACUUUAUCACUGAAUGUAAAUAAACAGGAUUUAAAUUGAAACAUCAGUGAUAAGAAACAAUGACCAGUUAUAUCUCGAAUCUCGAUACGUGCAAAAUGAUUGCACACGACAAUAUUGGAGUAAUCGAGGAAGUUCAACCCUUUCGGUCGGGGUUGGACGGCAAUGAGCAAUCCAGCCCGGUGGAGGUUUUUAUCAACGAGCUGUUCGAAAAAACUACCGACCAGGUCAAGCCAGCUGAAGAAAACUUCGUCUGUGAAGCAUGUUUCAAGCGUUUCGAUGAUCCAAAGAAGCUAAUGCGACACAAGAAAACUCACUGCCAGCAACAGAAGCUAAAGUGUUUACACUGUGGAGUGUACCUGAAGUCUCGAUCGAGCUACAGUUCACAUCUGCAACGGCACAAAAACGGUCGUCGGUUUGAAUGUGAAAUGUGCGGGAAGUGUUUCGCUGACAAGCGGGACUUGCGAGCUCAUCAAAUGGUACAUGAUCCACAAGCGGAACGCUUUCGGUGUGAUACUUGUGGGAAGGAUUUCAGCCGAAUAUACUCCCUACUCGACCAUCAGAAACUACACAGUGGACAAGCAGAUUUCAGCUGUGUUAAAUGUGGUAAAGUGUUUCCAAAAAGACGAUCGCUACUACUACACGAGCGGUCACAUUUGCUAGAAGAGGGUACGUUCAAAUAAAAUGAUAGGCAUUCGA